AUGGUGGCUAAAAUCUUUACUCAACUGGGUGCUAGUGACUCGGUAUUUACAACCGCCCAAGUAGGAAGAAAUCCCAUAUCGCAGUGCCAGUAUAGAGGGUCCACACUCUCCGUCAACGGAGAACUUCAGCAGCAGGCAGCCGCAGCAGCACGUGCCCGGCAGCCAUCCGUAGGUAUAGAUACAGACAUGGUUAGUGAGUUUGAUCCGAGCAGCUCGGAUUCCGGUGUAGUGUCACGUUGUGCCGUAGUGAAACCUUUAAAACUCCGAUUGUGUAGACCAAUCUUCGGUCGGCGGACUGCGAAAAGCCGCCGUAGUGAAGAAAGUAAACCGGCAAAAAGUACAAAAAGUGUUGAACAGGUGGUGCCGCGAGUGCAAAAACCCCGUGAUCCGGAGCGCGAAAAGCGACGAAUAGCGAGAAAGAAGGAGAAACGGGCGACACUAAUUUUAGGUCUUAUAAUGGGUUCAUUUAUUGCGUGUUGGCUCCCAUUUUUCUUUAUGUACAUUUUACGAUUAGCGUACGAUAUUCCGGGUAUAGCCUUUGCGACCGCUUUUUGGUUAGGCUAUAUGAAUUCGGCUCUUAAUCCUGUAAUUUACACGAUAUUCAAUAAGGAUUUCCGAAGGGCGUUUAGACGUAUACUGUUUAAGUGAUGUUUAGCCUACGUGUGCUGCUACGAGUGCGUGAGCAGGCGCAUACGCACCGCGCAGUACCGAAGUGCACCCAGCGCUCUCUAUCGGAACUGAUUUUCGACAAUCGUCAUCUCACCUUCACGUGUACAAUACUAUCGCAAUAUCAUUAAUACUGCGUUGUUACAUUAUCUUUCAUAAGACGUCCGUGACGUCCUGCGUUUGCGAACUGUUGGAAAGCAGUUCGUCGAAAGCGCUUUUACCAGUAGCUAUGUAAUAUAUUAUAAUAUAAAGAAUACUUUUACUGUAAUAAUAAAUAUGGAGCAAUGACUACCACUGUGAUAACAUAACGCUUUCAUUCUGGAAUUUAUCUUAAAUAAUUUUAUCUAAAAAACAACAGAUCCUAUUGUACGUGUUUUAAAAGUCAUCAAUGUUUAGACGUUUCUUUUCUUCUAAAUUAUAUAGGUACCUAAAAGUUAUGUAAAUGACAUUAUUAUUAUUAUGAUUAUUAUAUCUAAGUGUUGGUGCGAAUGCGAGUACAUACAAGAAAAAUGCGUUAUUAUAUUAUAAUAGUUUAGACACCAAUUUAUCAUAUAAAUUUCUAACGGCGUAAAGCGCCAAACUAUUGUACGCCCUCCGGUAGACCAUCGCAAGUUAUUGACAUUGCCUUGGCGAGGUCUCCAGCGGCAGUCUUCCAUGAGCCCGCGGGGAUUGCCCCCGACUCCUGACAAACUUUUGCAACGAAACUAUGGUGCUAUUGACUGUUCGCCGGCCGACGUCCGGGGUUCCACUCCAGAAUCCCAGCCGGCGGCUACGUGGCGCCCCGCGUGGUGAAUUCGAGAGCCGCCCUGAGCCCGCGGCUCACGAAUUCAAAAGCUCUGUAUAUCUUGUUACAUCUUUAGACUAUAAUUACCUUAUUGUUACAUGAAAACAAAAUAUACCUAUUACUGUACUGUAUUUGUGUGUAUGUACGUUUUUUCGUGAAUACUAAUAUAAUUAUAUAAUAGGUAUAAAUAAAUGA
This is a messenger RNA of Photinus pyralis (common eastern firefly), 1645 nucleotides long. RefSeq names its product alpha-2C adrenergic receptor-like (gene Octalpha2R). Gene Ontology annotation, cellular component: membrane. Gene Ontology annotation, molecular function: G protein-coupled amine receptor activity. Gene Ontology annotation, biological process: adenylate cyclase-activating adrenergic receptor signaling pathway. The record is from RefSeq and is a predicted model, not a curated record. Bases 1 to 648 code for a protein of 215 amino acids. The transcript is spliced from 2 exons. Lineage: Eukaryota; Metazoa; Arthropoda; Insecta; Coleoptera; Lampyridae.